AUGAAUUUGAAGAAAAAGAUGGGAGACUGGAAUAUAUUCGCCACAUCUACUCCCUACGCCGGUGUAUCGGACGAGUUUCAAUUUUACUGGAACGUCCCGACGUUCAUGUGUCACAAGUACGGGAUGGAUUUCACGGAGGUGUCGCAAAAUUUUAGCAUCGUGCAAAACGAGGGGGACGAUUUUAGGGGCGACCGGAUGGCCAUUCUCUACGAUCCCGGCGAUUUUCCCGCUCUUUUGAGAGACGACAAAGGCAACGUGGUCAAGCGCAACGGCGGGGUGCCGCAGCAGGGCAACCUGACCCUGCACCUGGAUCACUUCCGCCGCCACGUGGAGGAGCAGAUCCAGGAUCCCGAGUUCUCGGGGGUCGCGGUGAUCGACUUCGAGAGCUGGCGGCCGAUAUUCCGGCAGAACUGGGCCUCGCUGCAGAUCUACCGCGAGCUGUCGUACGACGUGGAGCGCCAGUUGCACCCGUUCUGGAGUCAAAAGGCCGUUCAGCAGGAGGCGGCCGACAGGUUCGAGAAAUCGGCCAGGAUGUUCAUGCAGAGGAGCCUCGAGCUCGCCAGGGCGCUCAGGCCGAGGGCCGGUUGGGGCUACUACGCGUACCCCUACUGCUUCAACUGGACCCCCAAUCAACAGAGCGCCCAGUGCAGCUCGAAAGCCGUCGAGGAGAAUGACGGAAUGUCAUGGCUGUUUGGCAGCAAAACGAAUCUCUAUCCAUCGGUGUACCUCAGACAGAAGCUCAACGCCAGCCAGAGAAUUGGACUAGUGCGGGGCAGGGUACAGGAGGCCGUGCGACUCUCGAGGAAAGCCUGGAACAGGGAAAGCUCGCGAGUCUUACCCUACUAUUGGUACAAGUACCAGGACCAAACGAACGUGUUUGUGAAUAAGCGCGAUCUCACGAAUACGUUGACGGAAGCGAUCAAGCGAGGCGCCGACGGUGUGGUAAUCUGGGGCAGCUCGAACGACUUUAACAGCCAAACCAAGUGUCGGGACUUUUACGCUUAUCUCAUGCAAAUUCUCGGGCCUACUGUCUACCAGUUGAAGCAACAACUCGACGCCCAAUGA
Molecule: messenger RNA, 1065 nt
Organism: Copidosoma floridanum
Lineage: Eukaryota; Metazoa; Arthropoda; Insecta; Hymenoptera; Encyrtidae
Product: hyaluronidase
Biological process (GO): hyaluronan catabolic process; defense response; carbohydrate metabolic process
Molecular function (GO): hyalurononglucosaminidase activity
Source: RefSeq, a predicted model, not a curated record